AAGACAGUCUUCUAGUAUAAACACUCACGUGCACAGGGCGGCCGAAAUGGAGUAAACACAACUUUUUUGUGUGUUUAAUACAGAGUGUGUAUCAUAUUUGUUAAGGUAUUGGAGAAGUAACAGACGCGGCGAUUAUUUCUGAACUAUUGAAAGCUAACGUUGCAUCUGUUUAAUCAGGACCUCAGAAAGCAAGAAAGAUAUAAAAGGGCCUAUCAAAUAUGUCCUCCCCCCAGUCAUAUUCAAGGCGGCAGUGGUGUUGUUACCUUUGCGAUUUGCCUAAGAUGCCAUGGGCUAUGAUCUGGGACUUUAGCGAGACUGUCUGCCGAGGCUGUGUGAAUUAUGAAGGUACGGACCGUAUUGAAUUUCUCAUAGAGACGGCAAGGCAGUUGAAAAUAACUCAUGUUAUGCAGGAUGACAGGUCCCCGUGUCCCCAACCCACUAAACAUGGCCCAGGUGGGAGAGAUGGACCUAUGGAGGGUGGCAGACCACUUCCUGAACGCUUUGAAAGGGGAAGAGGGGACUACGGAGCCCCAGCACGGAUCCCCAACGGUCUGCACAGAAUAGAUGACGGGGGCCCACAACAAGAACUCAGUGGACAAAGCCCUAACAACGCCAGAAGACCCAUGGGGGGUACCGUUCCGCCCAAUUUAAUGACACAAGGCCUUGUGGGGGCUCCACACGGGUUGCUAGCAGCUGUGCCUGGUUUAAAUGCCAGAGUCGGGGGAGCCCCCCUCACCCUCUCUGCCCCCAUGCUGAACGAGAUCACCAAGAGGCAGCUGAGCAUGGGCAUGAGUGUGGCCUCCUUCCUGAGCCCUGAGUUUGAGAAGGAGCUGAGGGAGAAGCAGAGGAACGCAGAGGCUCUGGCCGAGCUGUCAGAGAGUGUACGGAACCGAGCAGACGACUGGGCCGGCCGACCCAAGGCUGUACGAGGGGCCCUGCUCACCCUCUCCGGCUGCACCCCCUUCAACGUGCGCUUCAAGAAGGACCACAGCCUGGUGGGACGGAUCUUUGCCUUCGACGCCAAGCUGGCGCUGGACUUUGAGCUGAAGAUCUUUGCGGAGUACCCGUGCGGCUCGGGGAACAUGUUCUCCAGCCUGGCGGCGCUGGUCAAGCAGAUGUUCCACGAUAGCCAGAGAGACUCAGGGAGCAAGAUGGUCAACUCGGGCCUAAAGUAUGUGGAGUACGAGAAAAGGCAUGGCACGGGGGACUGGCGACUGCUCUCUGAGCUGUUGAGUGAUGCGGUAAGGGCCUUUAAGGACACCCCCGGCCCUGACGUUCUCCCCCAGCCCUACCUGGACGCCAGCUGCUCCAUUCUGCCCACAGCGCUGUGUCACAUGUCCCGCUCGGCACCGCCAGUCCGCGGGCGCCGGAGGAAGGCUUCCCCAGAGCCCCAGGGUGGAGAGGUAUUGACCACAGAGGAGCAGCUCCGGCAGCACUGGCCCAUGGGGAUGUACCCGGGAAUGGCUAUCCACCUAGCUGCCUCCUCCUUCCCCAGCGUUAGCCAGCCACCUCCCCACCAGGAGGGCUCGGCCUCCCAUUCCCACAGCAGCGACCCCUCCCCCAUCACAGCACUGAUGAGCGUGGCUGAGUCACCCAGAGAGGCCCCUAGCAGCAGCAGUAGUGGUGGAGGCCUGGGCCACUCCUCCUUGGCAGUGAGGCAGAGCAGCAGCAGCCCCAUGGCGGCCUGCCCUGCGGGGCAGCAGCGGCGCCUGGCCUCCAGGAAUGGGGAACCUCAGGGAGCCAGCAACUCUGCAGGGGGCACCACAGCAGCUCUCCCCCUGGCUGGGGCCUCGGACCAAGGAGCAGGGGACCCCUCCGGCUCCUCUGGUCCCCCUCUCUGCUGCACCAUCUGCCACGAGCGCUUGGAAGACACUCACUUUGUCCAGUGCCCCUCGGUUGCGGCCCAUAAGUUCUGCUUCCCUUGCACCAGAGACUUCAUCCGGAGCCAGGAGGCAGGCAGCGAGGUGUUCUGCCCCAGUGGAGAGCGGUGUCCCCUGGUGGGCUCCAACGUGCCCUGGGCCUUCAUGCAGGGAGAGAUCGCUACCAUCCUGGCUGGAGACGUCAAGGUGAAGAAGGAGCGCGACCCCUAAAUCCUCUGGGACAGCUGACUAAGGCUGUUGACGCCUGAGUGGAGCUGGAGCCUGCAGACAGAUAACGACAAUCUCAACAGGUUCUCCCCACCUCGCAGCCAAUCACCACGGAAAUCCACCAGGUUCUCCCCAACUCACAGCCAAUCAUCAUACACAUCCACCUGCAUGGAGCAGGCCUUACACUACCACUUCACUGUCUGGUUGGUUAGGGGGGUGACGAUACCCCCAGCCCCAGCUCACCUCUAAUACCUAAUUCACCCCUAUGUCCCUCAAACAUCAACUUAUAUACAUUAGUAUUGGUCACUAGUAUUAGUCACUGAAGUUAUAAACCAGUGGACCAUGGUUGAGAAGUAUAAACUUCAUCUAGCCUCUGUUCUAGGUGAUUAUAGGGCUGUUGUUUUCUGUUUCAUUGAACAUCUUUCUAACAGAUUUCUGAGUGUCAACGUGAAAGAGGGACGACUUCACUACAUGUUACAGCAACAUACAGACUAGAAGUGUUUUGUUUUGCGCCACAUUUUGCGCUUUACGUUUUAAAAAACUGACUGUCACGGAGCGAAUUGUUUGCUCCUUGUUGAAACCUCAGACCAGCAGCAGUUGACGUCUGUCGCGCCAUCGAUAUUAUAAGAGAGCAACGGUGGCUUUCAGUGCUAGACGAUACAGUAACAUGGCUUUCACAGUGCCCAACAAAGACGCUUUUAUCCAGCAUGUAUGAAAUGGGAUGGAUACCUCUCUAUUUUAUACUGAAUGUUCGAAUGCAAGACGAUCUUGCUCCGCGGUAAUAGAUGUGCAAUCUAUAGUUUUGAGACCAAUACAGCUUGUGGUGUGUACCACUGAGUAGCCUAAACACGUGCAUCGAAACCAAAGAUUCAUGCUGAAGUAAAUGUACAGUGCCCUAUAGAAGAUCUACCAUUUAUAAUCUGUUUGUGUGAUGUCUGUCUGGACAGAAGGCUGUUGACGCCUGAGUGGAGCUGGAGCCUGCAGACAGAUAACGACAAUCUCAACAGGUUCUCCCCACCUCCCACAAAUUUGUGAACUUUUUUCAAAUGUUGGUGCGUUAGGAAGUAGGAUGGCGAUAGAUUUAUAAAAAUCUUUGUUUGAUCUACAGAAAAUACACCAUUUAAUGUCAAAGUGAAGGGGGGGGGGGCGUCUAAAAAAUGUUUACAAAUGAAAUCACUAAAAUAUAGUCGUUGUAUAAGUUUCACCCUUUUUGUUUAGGCAAGCCUAAAUGAGUUCAGAAGCUUGACACAGGCAAAGACUGGGGAGGUUUUCAGGAAGAAAGGGAAAUGUGUUGGAGCUAAGCACGGGCAAAAUCCUAGAGGAAACCUGCUUCAGUCUGUUUGUACACCAGACACUGGGAGAGGAAUUCACCUUUUCAGAAAGACAAUACCCUACAACACAAAGCCAAAUCCACACUGGAGUUGCUUACCAAGAAGACAGUGAAUGUGACCAAGUUGCAGGUUUGACUUAAGUCUGCUUGAAAAUCUACGCCAAGACUUGAAAAUUGCUGUCUAGCCAUGAUCCCCAACACCUUGACACCUUGACAGAGCUUGAAGAAUCUUAUUUUUUAUUUUCUACUUUGACAUUACGGAGUAAUAGAUUGUUGAUGAAAAAUGACAAUUUCAAUCCCACUUUGUAACGCAACAAAAUGUGGAAAAUGUUCAAGGGGGUGUAGACUUUUUGUAGGCACUGUACAUUUCAAAACUAAUCUUAUCCUUUAUGUGUUAAAUGUCUUUAUUAUUUCAAUAUGUGCCAGGGAAAUAGUGGGUGAAAUGGUUAUUGUUAGGAUAGUUAUAGGUUCUGUUAACUGAAGUUGUAGAGGGUGUAGAUUAAACUAAUAGUUUGGUGUUUAAUUAAAGGAAUUUACUAUUCAUGUAAAGUCAAAGGUUUUUUUCUAUAUAGAUUGAGAUUCAAGGUUUGUUUCAUGUGAUCCUCAUGAAAUAGGAUUUUUUUUAUUUUAUUUUAAUAAGUUCUAUAAUAUCCCAAUUUAAUGCUCUGUUUUUACCUAUGAACUUAACUCUUUGAAUUGUCUAAAAUAUAAUAUAUACAUGUAUAUCAAAAUAAUUCCCUGUCAGGUUUUCCUUAACCUUUUGAUGUUUGUCACCAAAAUGAAUAUAUGAAUUUAAUGAUCAAUUUGCAAAGCUAGUGCCAAUCAAUACCCUAGCAUGCGCAUGUGUUAAUAUGAAAUGAGGACAAUGCAUCAAGCCAUUGCCAAUCACGUGGGCAUGAAUGUAUACUGUACAAACAUACGUAUUGUACACUAGUAGCUGUAUCUGAAAGUGUAUUUAGUACCAAAAUUAGGCCUAGGCCUAUUUCUUAUCUAAAAUAGGAUACUGUAAUUCAAAUGUAGCCAAUACAACAAAAAAUGAAUUUCCCACAGAAACACUAUGUUCAUGCAACUUUCCUCAAGUGCCUUUAAUGGCAUCCUCUGUCUGAAAGCACUUUUUAAAAAUCCCUAUAAGUCUAUUCACUUUUGUAUUUGGCCACUAAAUUAGUAAGGAUUGUCUUGUGCCAGCCUUUCUAUUAUUCUGGUCCUGUCUGCCAUGGCCUCCUGUUGAGUUGUUUUUGUAGUUGCUUAUCUCAACACAGUUUAAGGGUAAAGCUUGUAUUCCAACUCUAUAUAAACUUUUCGUUUCAUAUCGUUUCGUUUCAUAUGAUUUGUUUUGUUCAUUGGAUGUAAAUGUCACAUUUUAUUUGCUAUUUCUCAUGAAGCUUCUAGGUAAUUGACCAAAAAUUUGAAGCGUACAUAAAUAAAUAAAUCAAAAAUACUACCACGGUGUUAUAACUGUGUUGCAAUGAAACGCUCGAUGGUCAUUGUCUUGCUAUGUCCAGUAGAUGGCGCACUUUAACCUGUGCAGAUCUUGAUUUUAGAGAUGUGUUGUGAACAAAAAAAUAAAUCAUCUAGGCGGUCGUCUAUAUUGGAGGGAAAUGGCACAGUUGCCGAUUAAUCAAUUAGAUGGCUUCUUAUUUGACAUCGGCCAUAAUUUCACUUAGAUAAAUGUGUUAUUUUAUCUGAUGUUGUAGUCAUUUGUUUUUCAAUGUAUUUUACUGUAGGCAUACACUUCUUUAAACACGCUUAAAGGUUAGCGUAAUUGUACAACGCCGCCUACCAAGAUAUGGUAGAGGGCGAAUCGUAACUCCCCCCACUAGAAUGCAUAUUGAAAUCUCUGGCUUCCUCUAUUAGUGUCAACUCAUUAAAGCUAUUGUUAGCUAAUCGUUGAGGUGUUAAUGAACGAUCUACUGUCACAUUGGCAUUAGAAGCGGCCGACCUGCAGGAGGAUGUAGGGAUCUGUGAUGGGGGAAUAGACCAUUUAAAGGCAAAGGAUUAAUGAGGAAGUAGUUCUCUGCUCAUUACUCAAAUGCGUUUCAGCGCGCGCAACAUAUUCCUCCAAAGCUCUCCAUAUUGUAGAACCAUUUUUUUGAACGGGUUAUCUAUAUCUAUCGAAAUAGCUGGCCUUCGAUUCAAGACAAUUGAGGUUAGCUAUAUGUAUUUGGCCAUGGGAAACAGUUCAAUUAAAUUUUGGGCCAUGCUUGAAUAUAAUUAAAUUUUGGGCCAUGCCUGAAUAUAAUUGUUCAAAUCAGUGCUAAAAAUGUGUUGCUUAUAGAUACUUUAAUCACGUAGGUAUAUACUUGGUUAGGAAAGCAUUGUUCUAUAAAGCUUCAUUACUAUCAUUACAGACAGCCAUGUGUUAUCCCAUUGAAUGUGUUAAUCGACCUGACAACGUUUUGCAAGAAGGCGCAAAUCGUUGGACGUGUUCAGACCAUUAGGCCUGAUCGAGAUCAAGCUUUUGUUAUAGUCCUGCUUAUAUUACUGUGAAAUCAAAAAAGAUGACUGAAUAAACGGAUUCUGUUGUUUUGAAACUUUUAAA
Molecule: messenger RNA, 5956 nt
Organism: Oncorhynchus kisutch (coho salmon)
Lineage: Eukaryota; Metazoa; Chordata; Actinopteri; Salmoniformes; Salmonidae
Product: interferon regulatory factor 2-binding protein 1-like
Exons: 2
Coding region: 219-2090 (623 amino acids)
Biological process (GO): regulation of transcription by RNA polymerase II
Cellular component (GO): nucleus
Molecular function (GO): transcription corepressor activity
Source: RefSeq, a predicted model, not a curated record